UGAAUGGUAGCCUAGGCCCAUUUCUGUGAUGAUUACAUUAAAGGAACCCUUACAUGGGAUUAGUUAGACUAUUAGACUCUGUGACUCUAUCUAUUGGAAAAUAACACUACUUUAAGGAUAAAAAUGAGUUUUUCAAAUGGUGAAGAUAAAUCUCUUCCACCUAACUGGGAUAUAAAACAUUCAAAAACUAGAGGUGGGAGAGUCUACUAUUACAACAGAGUAACUGGAGAAUCAGUGUGGAAACUUCCUAAAGCCACAAGUGAUAAGGUUCUCUCUAAUGUACUGACACCUACAGAUGCGCAGGGUCGUAAUGAAAAUACUGAAAUACAAGAUCAAACUUUUCAUAAAAGAAAACAGCCUUUUAGCCCAGAAAAUAUGUUGCUAGAGAAGAAGUCAAAGCCUGAGAAUGUGUCAGUAGUAAAGAGGAGCGCUUCAAGAAUUCCAAUACCCAUAAAGAAACACAAGUCAUUAUCCAAGGGGAAGCAAAAAACUGAAGGGGCAACAACUUUAAGGGAGGCAAUCAAGCCAGAAGAGUUAUCUUCAGUAAGGGAGAGAGACAAGUCUGAAGGUUUAUCUUCAGCAGUUGGGAAAAACAAGUUUAAGAGCUCAACCUUAUUAAAGAAGACUAACAAGUCUGAAAGUUUUAAAGACAGGUUUGAAGGUUCAGCAUCAUUGCGAGAGACAAACAGAUCUGAAGGUUUACCUUCAGUAAGGGAAAAAUCCAGGUCUGAUGAUUCAGUAUUAUCAAAUAACUCAAACAAGUUUAAAAGUUCCAUACCAUCAAGGGAGACAAUUAAGACAGAAAUUUCAUGUUUAGCAAAGGAGACAAAAAAACCUGAAGGUUCUGCAUCAGCAUGGGAGACAUACCAGUCUGAAAGAUCCUCGUCACAAACCAAACAGAAAUUAAAAAGCUCAGCUGAGAUUAACAACUCUCUCACAUGCUCACCCUCCAGGACAAAUAGCACAUUUUUAAAUAAAUCAGUUCAAAAUUGUGACGGAACUCUUGCUGAAAAAAGUUUCAUUAAUAGUUUCAGUCCAGUUAUUAAAGCUGAUCAAGAUCAGAUUUUUGACAUAACAAGAAAAGAUCUGGUAGAUGGCAGGAAGCCAGAGUUGGAAGUUCAGAGUCAAGUGGCCAUUGAAAGUCCUGCUGGUACGCUGACCACAACACGACCUAUUGCAAAAGCCAGGAAACGUAAAAAAGAGAAUUCCAUGGGCGAAGCUCCAACAAACCUAGGUAAUACUGUAGACCCUGAUCAUGCAGCACAGUCAGCUAAUACUGUCAUUGCAAUCCCCAGUCCAGCUGAGAUGAAUACAAAUUUCAAUGUAAUUCCAAGUGAAAAAGGGGAUGAUGCAAACAGGCAAAAAGAAACAGUUGAUAUCCUUAAUGGAACUGUUGACCAGGUUAGCCAAAGAAAUGUGGCCAAAUUAAGUUUUUCUGGAACUAACAAAAGCAGACGAGAUGGAAUAACACAUUCAAACCAAAUGAAAUCACAGAAAUCCCAUUUAACCUCAAGUUUGUUAUUGGGUACGAACUCUCUUCAACAAAACCAGUGUUAUAGUGAGAAUAAUUUUAACUUAAACACAGCAAUUAGAAAAAACAUUCCUGCUGAUAAUAGACCAAUUUCUCCUACAUCAAAAGACUUUUCUCCUGGUCUUUCAUUAACACCUGGUUCUAGAGGAGGGAGCAAUGAUGUUAAAACUAGCAGCAAUGUGGAUCUGAUAAAUGCAGGAUCUAAUGAAAACAUAUUGAGUUUUGAGAACUUACAGUCUAGUCACUAUUCUCCAUUCAGUGGAUAUGAUCAAAACUGCAAUCAUAACAUUGAUGUUGGAGCUAUACCUAACAGUGGAAUAACAAUAGAUGUGAUACAACCAGCAGCAAAUGAUGGGAAUGAUAGGUUAGAGGAAGUGGAGGACAUGGAAGUGGAUGAGGAUGAUGAAUUGCAUCUUUCUAAUCUCCAGGAUGUAAGAAAGCAAGCACUGCCAAUAUCCCAUCAGCCUUGUGAUGUAUUUAUAGAUACAGUUCCUAAUACAGAUAACUCAAAGAAUGCACAAAAAUUUGUUUUGAUCAUUGAUACAAACAUUUUGAUUUCCUGCCUGACAAUAGUGCAAAAUAUUUUAUUCAUGGAUAUUCCAGUAUUUGGCCCUCCGUUGUUGGUGCUGCCGUGGGUGGUUGUACAAGAACUGGAUUACCUCAAGAAUGGCAAUAAGUCAAGAACAGCUUCAAUGAAGGAAACAGCAAACAAAGCAGCCAAGGCGAUAAGGUUUAUCAAUGGCAAGCUCUCUGAAAGACACAAUGGUUUAGUUGGACAGACACCCCAGGAGGCAAAUGAAUCUGCAGACUUCCCAAUUGAAUGUAACGACGACAGAAUUUUACAGUGUUGCAUCCAGUGCAACAAAAAAUAUAUAAAGAGUCUUGUGACCUUGCUAACAAGGGACAUCAAUCUGAUCAACAAGGCAACUAUAAUGGGAAUCAAUGCUGCCAACACAGAGACUCUGUGGAAACUUCACAACCUACCUAAGCCUAGGUUUAUAAUCAAUCAAAAUCUGCUGCAGCCUCCAGGCAGGCAAAGUAAAACAGAAGCAGAGAAAAAUAUGCCAGUAAAGCAGCCUACUAAAGUUACAUUGACAGACGGGAAUGAAAAUCGACAGACGCCAAAUCUAUCUAGUGCCACUACCUCAUUGCCUGAUCCAACACCUCAUAAAAAUGCGACUUGUAUGCCAACACAAAUCGUCUGUGUAAAUGUUAACACUAUUGAUAUGUCUGAUUUAGCCAAUAAAAAUCUGUGUAAAUGUUAA
Physella acuta is the source of this 2796-nucleotide messenger RNA. Its product is annotated as transcriptional protein SWT1-like. Gene Ontology annotation, cellular component: nucleus. Gene Ontology annotation, molecular function: protein binding. The record is from RefSeq and is a predicted model, not a curated record. NCBI's taxonomy places the organism in Eukaryota, Metazoa, Mollusca, Gastropoda, Physidae.